UGUCGUUUUGUGACGUCACUUCCGCUUAGCGACUCCCGCCAAUUGGUUGACUUGAGUCUCUACUAUAAAACAUGUCGCCUGCGAGAGAACUGACAACUAUCCGCAGCUUUGUCCGUGGACAACUCCGCGAUGAGAAAGAUUUAAGCUUGCUGACUCUGGGGUUGUUAAAAAGGCGAUAUUUGGCCCUCGCCGGAGGUGAAUGUCUAAGUCCAUCUGCCAAAGGUUUACUGAAACAAGUGGUGGAAGAAGAAUUGAUCAAAAUGCAGGACGUAACCAAAAGCGGAAGUGAGUCGGAGACAAAGGAGGACACACCAAACAAAAGAAAGAGAGAAAGAGAAAAGCACUCUGCGAGUGAGAGUGAAUGUGAGGUUGAGUCCAAGCAAAAGAAGUCCCGUGGUUAUGUGAACUCCACGCCUGCAGAAUCAGAAGAUAAAGAGGACAGCAGCGAAGAAAGUGUGGCAAGUGAGGAAGAAGAAGAAGAAGAAACAAAAACUAGAGCAGGUGAUGCAGUGCAGGAGAUAACAAAUGCAGAGCGUCAAGAAGACUCUGAAGACGAGGAAGUAGUUGCAGAGUUAAAAAGCAACACACCAAAGACGAAAACAGACCACAGUGAGGAAGACGAGGAUGAAAGUGACUCAGACCAGAGCGACACGCAAAACGCUUCUGAUGGAAGCAAAAAAGAGGGAAAAGUUCUGGCAGAAAAAGACACAAACCAGACAGAUUCUGAUUCAUCAUCUCUGCCCUCCCUGGAUGAUGAUCAAGAAAUAGAGAGACAAAAAAAGCAAGUCAAGAGUAAGGAAGACAAAGAUCAAGAUGUUAGAAAAAAGACAUCGAGAAAAAGAGAAGAAAACGGUGGCGAAAAAAGUCAGAAGGAUAACCACAAGGCAGUCGUGAGGCUCAAACGCUACAUUUCUCUGUGUGGCGAGAGGCGCAAUUACAAGAAGCUGCUGGGUGAUUGUAGGAGUGUUCGCUCCAUGGUUGCUGUUCUAAAGAAGGAGCUGGAAGAUCUUGGUGUUCACGGUCAGCCAUCCAUAGAGAAAUGUAAAAAGUUACGUCGCAAGAAAGAUGAAGCUAAAGAACUUGCUGAACUGGAUGUCAACAACAUAAUUGAAACACAAGGUCGACCUAAACGGAGAGGAGCCGUUGCGCGACACGGACAAUGUGACCCCGCGCCCUCCACGUACCAGCGGUCAUUGAACUCUGGCUCCGGUAGCGAUCAGGAAAACGACAUACAGCGAGGACGCAGAAAAACAGACUGGGCCAACCUCCAAGGAAUCAUCAGCGAUGAUGCGGACAGUGACUGAGGCAGUUAUUGUUUGGUUGUUAGCAACAUUAAGAAACUUUCACGAAAUUAGAUAAGAAUCAGCUAAUUAGAUUUUGGGGAUGAUCUGGAUCACCGUCCGGAUUUCCGGAUGUUUUUCUAAGAAUUCUUAACUAUUUGGAGAUAGGGCCUAGAUCUCCAAGUGCUUUUCUAGUUUUUCAUGCAAGUAUUUAGAACGAGACGAUUCCUUUUAUUACUGUUAUAAAAUGCUUAUUUCAAUUAUGAGUUACCGUACAUUUGAUGCAGUGUGUUGUACAGAAUGUUAUAUAAAUGUUGAUGAAGCCUUAAACAAUAAAAUUAAUACAAUGAUUCACAUUUAAAAA
Messenger RNA from Entelurus aequoreus (snake pipefish), 1644 nucleotides. RefSeq names its product HIRA interacting protein 3 (gene hirip3). The transcript has 8 exons. The coding region runs from base 72 to 1304 and encodes 410 amino acids. Gene Ontology annotation, cellular component: nucleus. Lineage: Eukaryota; Metazoa; Chordata; Actinopteri; Syngnathiformes; Syngnathidae. The record is from RefSeq and is a predicted model, not a curated record.